AUGAAAAAAGAAAUGGAUAAUUUAGAAAAUCAUAAUAAUAAAAAAUAUGAGUAUCUAAAUAAUGAUUAUGAUACUAUUUAUGAAGUAGAUAAAGAAAGGGAAUUAUUAACUAAAAAUUAUAAUACAGAAUUAGAUUAUAAUUAUGAAAAUAAUUUAAUAAAUGAAAAUGAUAAUAAUUUAAAUGAUUAUGCAAAUAUAAAUGAUUUUCACUAUAUUAAAAAUGAUAAUAAAAAUAAUAUGAAUUUAGAAAAAAUAAAAUUAAUUAACGAUAAUAAUAAACAAUUAGAAGAAAUAAAUAAGGAUUAUGAUAAUAUAAAUAUUAAUUUUGAUAGCAACGAAGAAUGUUCUGAAACUCAUUAUGAUUUUGAAAAUAAAUAUAAUGAUGAUAAAAAUUCUGAGAGUAACAUUCUAAUUGAGUCAGGGGAUAUAAUACCUUCUGAAAGGUCCCAUAUAAGAACAAAAGUAUUGGUGGCAGGAAAAAUAGCGUUAAUACUAUUUUUAUUUUUAUUAAUUAUUUUUGCAUUCACAAAAUUUAAAAAGUUUCUUAUAUUAAUGCAUAUAGUUAUUGAAUGGGUAGGUAAACAAGGAUCAUGGAGUAUUGUUUUAUUUAUAUUAUUGUUUACCUUUUUAUCUCCAUUAUUUAUGUCAGUAGAAAUUAUGUGUAUUGGAUCUGGAUUAAUAUUCUCAGGUGUAUAUGGGAAAGUUCUAGGAGUAGUUAUAGCUGUUUUUUCAGUUGCAGUUGGUUAUGUUUUAGGAAUGUCUUUAUGUUUUUUUAUAUCAAGAUAUCUUAUUCAUAACUAUAUUUAUAAAAAAUUAAUGGUCUAUCCUAUAUAUUUAGCAUUUAAUCAAGCAAUUAACUCAAACGGACUGUCGUUCGUUCUGUUAAUUCGUUUAUCACCAAUAUUACCUGCAUCAUUAGUUAGCUAUAUACUAGGAGUAACAUCCUUAAAGUAUAAAGAUUUUGCCAUUGGAUCCGUUUCUGCUUUACCAAGUAUUUUUCUUUUUGUAUACAUUGGUGCUUUACUACAAGACAUAUCUAAUUUAUCAGAAUUAGAAAAUCAUUGGAGCAAUUUAGUCAUUCUAUUUAUUGGCUUUAUUAUUGGCGUAGUUGCAAUUAUAUAUAUAACAAUUAUUACAAAGAGAAGAUUAAACAAUUUAAAUAUUAUGAAUACUUCAUUAUCUACAACAAAUGUAGAUAUUGAAUAA
This is a messenger RNA of Plasmodium gallinaceum, 1206 nucleotides long. RefSeq names its product SNARE associated Golgi protein, putative. Lineage: Eukaryota; Apicomplexa; Aconoidasida; Haemosporida; Plasmodiidae. The transcript is spliced from 3 exons. The coding region runs from base 1 to 1206 and encodes 401 amino acids. Gene Ontology annotation, cellular component: membrane. The record is from RefSeq and is a predicted model, not a curated record.